UCCCGUUCCCGUUCCCGUUCCCCCCCCCCGGCCAUGUCCACGCUGUUCCCGUCGCUGCUGCCCCGCGUCACCGAGUCGCUGUGGUUCAACCUGGACCGGCCCUGCGUGGACGAGACCGAGCUGCAGCAGCAGGAGCAGCAGCACCAGGCCUGGCUGCAGAGCAUCGCCGAGAAGGACAACACCUUGGUACCCAUCGGGAAACCGGCAUCCGAGGUGGGCCCGGCGCUGGGGGCAGCGGGAAUGGGGCCCUGGGGCUGGGAAUGGGGCGUGCGGGGGGCGGGACUGGGACGGGCUCUGCCCCCGCAGCACUACGACGAGGAGGAGGAGGAGGACGAUGAGGACGACGAGGACAGCGAGGAGGACUCGGAGGACGACGAGGACAUGCAGGACAUGGAUGAGAUGAACGACUACAACGAGUCCCCAGACGAUGGGGAGAUCAACGAGGUGGACAUGGAGGGUGCGGAGCAGGACCAGGACCAGUGGAUGAUCUGAGAGUGCCGAGGCCGUUCCCAAGCGGAGCAGCACUGGGGGGGUCCCUGUGCCCCUCAUAGCACUGGGGGGGCUCUGUGGGGCACAGAGAGACCCAAAGCCAGGCUGGAGCGUUGCCAUUCCCAUUCCCCAAUAAACUCUAUUU
Pezoporus flaviventris is the source of this 634-nucleotide messenger RNA. It is a transcript of the gene ANAPC15, whose product is annotated as anaphase promoting complex subunit 15. Gene Ontology annotation, biological process: regulation of mitotic cell cycle spindle assembly checkpoint. The record is from RefSeq and is a predicted model, not a curated record. Gene Ontology annotation, cellular component: anaphase-promoting complex. NCBI's taxonomy places the organism in Eukaryota, Metazoa, Chordata, Aves, Psittaciformes, Psittacidae. The coding region runs from base 34 to 492 and encodes 152 amino acids. The transcript has 3 exons.